Molecule: messenger RNA, 3087 nt
Organism: Ananas comosus (pineapple)
Lineage: Eukaryota; Viridiplantae; Streptophyta; Magnoliopsida; Poales; Bromeliaceae
Product: mediator of RNA polymerase II transcription subunit 34
Exons: 20
Coding region: 157-2328 (723 amino acids)
Biological process (GO): double-strand break repair via homologous recombination; DNA replication
Cellular component (GO): mediator complex; cytoplasm; chromosome
Molecular function (GO): ATP binding; four-way junction helicase activity; 3'-5' DNA helicase activity
Source: RefSeq, a predicted model, not a curated record
CGGUUGGCGCGCAUGGACGGCGAAAUCUAGUCGGUCGGCGUGCGAUUGCGAAGGCGGAGCGUUUUAAUAAUUAAUUAAUAGGCGAGCCCGACCAACCGGACGGGUUCGGGGUUGGGGCCGCGGGCGACUGCGGCGAUCUCCGCCUCUCCGAGCGCCAUGGAGCCCGAUAUCGAGGAAGAGCUCCUCUGCGUGGAAGCCGAGCUCCAGGACGUCCAAGAUCAAAUCAGAGCAUUACUUGAUCGUCAGGAGAAGCUGUAUGAGAGGCAAUCUGAACUGCAGACUUUGUUGGAUGGAUAUAAAAUUUCUCAAAGCGCAGAGAACAAAGCUGCACCAGUAGCUGUUGAAGAUUGGUCUGGUAGUUUUGAGUGGGAUUCCCGGGCUGACGAUACUAGAUUCAACAUUUUUGGCAUCUCCUCCUUUCGAGCAAAUCAGAGAGAAAUCAUAAAUGCUGUUAUGAGUGGAAGAGAUGUUUUGGUUAUAAUGGCUGCAGGUGGCGGUAAGAGCCUCUGCUACCAACUUCCUGCUAUACUUCGUGAUGGAGUCGCCCUUGUUGUUAGUCCUUUGCUUUCUCUCAUUCAGGAUCAGGUUAUGGGACUGACAGCUUUGGGCAUUCCGGCUUACAUGCUGACCUCAACUACCAGUAAGGAAGACGAAAAGUAUAUAUACAAAGCCCUUGAUAAAGGUGAAGGAGCACUUACGAUAUUAUAUGUGACUCCCGAAAAGAUAUCAAAAAGCAAGAGGUUCAUGUCUAAACUUGAAAAGUGCCACCAUGGUGGGCGUCUUUCUCUUGUAGCAAUAGACGAGGCACACUGUUGUAGUCAAUGGGGCCACGAUUUUCGUCCUGACUAUAAGAAUCUUGGUAUUUUGAAGAUUCAAUUUCCUAAUAUUCCUAUGAUAGCUUUAACUGCAACUGCUACGUACAAAGUCCAAACUGAUUUGAUGGAAAUGCUUCAUAUUCCCAAAUGUGUUAAGUUUGUUAGCACAGUGAACAGGCCUAAUCUCUUUUACAAAGUGCUUGACAAGUCAUCAGUUGGAAAAGUUGUGAUUGAUGAAAUUGCAGACUAUAUACGAGGAUCGUGCUCAAACAAUGAAUCUGGAAUUGUGUAUUGUUUUUCGAGGAAGGAAUGCGAGCAGGUUAAUGAACUGCUUUCAUUGGUUGCGAAGGAACUGCGUGAUCGUGGAAUUUCAGCAGACUAUUAUCAUGCAGAUAUGGACGUGGUUGCUCGUGGGAAGGUUCAUCUGCGCUGGAGCAAAAACAAGUUGCAGGUUAUUGUUGGUACGGUUGCAUUUGGAAUGGGAAUCAAUAAACCAGAUGUCAGGUUUGUCAUUCAUCAUAGCCUCAGUAAGUCAAUGGAGACAUACUAUCAGGAAAGUGGUCGAGCUGGGAGAGAUGGACUUCCUUCAGAAUGUAUAUUGUAUUUUAGACCUGGUGAUAUUCCACGUCAGAGUUCAAUGGUCUUCUAUGAGAACUGCGGGUUGCAAAAUUUAUAUGAUAUUGUGCGUUAUUGUCAGUCCAAUAGAAAAUGCCGUCGAAGUGCUUUCUUUCAGCAUUUUGGGGAGGCUAUGCAGGACUGCAAUGGGAUGUGUGACAACUGUGCUUACGGAACCGAGAUUAAGGAAGUGGAUGCUACUUAUCAUGCAAAAAUCAUCGCCUCGUUGUUACACGAUAUGCAAUCGAAUGACCAGAGAGCAACAAUGUUGCAACUAGUCGACAGGUUUAGAGCAAAGAUAAAGGCUUCAGCAGGCGCUUCAAAUACCCCAGCUUCUGAUCUUAAGAAAGAGGAAGUUGAACAGUUGAUCAUUCUACUCAUAUUGGACCGUGUUUUGAAAGAAGAAUUCCAACAUACAGCCUAUGCUACCAACGCUUAUGUUACACUAGGGCCAUUGUGGAAGCAAGCAUUACAAGGAAAAAAAGCAGUUAAGCUUGAGAUUACCAUUGGUCAGCGUGGUAAUAAAGGUGGUAGUCCAAAAGGUGCUAAUAAACGAACCAGGACAUCUGGACUGGAGACUAAACUCGAUGAGCUGCGGAUAGAGCUCUCUUCCAGCCAUGGGGGAAUAUUCCCUCAUGCCGUUUUAUCUAUGCAACAGAUUAAUAUGCUGGGCCACCAAAAACCAACUUCCAUAGAAGAGCUAGAGAAGCUCAUCGGGAAAGUCAAGGCAGAGAAGUAUGGCAACAGAAUUAUUGAGAUAAUCCAGCCAUAUGUUACUCUAGAGAAUCCAGAUGUUAUGGAGCAGGAUUUACGUAAAGCCAGUGAAAAUGGAGGGAAUAAGAGGCUAAAAAAGAAGGAUAAAAAUCUUGUCUAUGUUGAGAGCAGUGAAGACGAAUAGGGGAGUUGGAAGGAAGGCACAUAAAAGCCGGCUUUUGUUGAGUUUUAAGUGAAACAUUUCUUUCGUACAAGUGGAUUGGUCCGCUUUGGUUUUUCCAAGUCUUUAAGGUAUUUUGGCAAGUUUGGAGUAUGAACAUGAUGGGUAGUGGUUGCAAAGAAAGCUGAACUUUGUCGCUUUUUAAUCGAGAUGUUUGAAGAGAAAAUGACCAAACCAUUGAUCUCUACAGCACCAACGAGGACAAAACAGCUAGAGUACCAGACAUGGUAUGACUGUCUCUGGCCCAUGAAUCUAUGAUACAUCUACCGCAUCAGAAAGCAGAACAUGGACUUAACAUUUACACUGAUAUAAUGUUUAACCUGCAAAUAGUGGAUUAUAUUUUCAUGUAAAUCUUAAAUUAUUAAUCCUUUUUCAAACUACUAAACACGAUGAACGUAGCUGCAUCAUCAAGUUGGCAUGUGUCCCCUAGACCUUAAGAUCUAUUAUAUCUUUCUCAAACUGUCUCUGCAUCAUUGGCGGUGGCAUGUGUCCUUUAGGCCUUAAGAGCUGUACCAUCUGUCUCAAAUAGCGGUGAAUCUUUCUACAUAAUCGGAGUUAUACUCGUUCCUUGCUAUGGAGCCCAUUAACCAUUUUUGUUCUACAAGACUGCAGAUGUACUUGCUUUAAGAUUCUAUAUGUAUAAAUGUUCAAUGUCAUGUUGGAAAAUCCCAAAUGAGAAUCAUCAAGGACCAUCGGUGACAACAAUUUUUAUUUCAUGCAUAA